AACUGUCAUUACUUUUGAAAAUCAAAAUGUUUGUUGUCUGUUUACAUUUUGCGUACUGGCAUUGAAACUAAAUAAUUUGCAAAGCCGGAUGCCUUUCUACAAAUAUGUCUCUUAAAAGUACCGUUAUUUUCGAAAAUUCGGAAUCGAUUGCUAGUGUUGACAAAUUAAAUAAUGAAGUGGAAAAACUGAACGAAUGUAUUCAAUUGGAGAGAAGAAAGUACCAGGAAUACUCCAUCAUUCGAGAUGUAGCUAUGAGUUGCACGACAGAAGAAUCUGGUUUACCUAGCGAAUUGCAGUCUAAAAUUCUCGAUAUUUUAUCGGCCGUCGAAGUGGAGGAUUGCCUUGAACUGGCAUCUAAUGACACCCUGUUGGGACUCGCCCCUCUUAAUAUUCAAUUGCGCUACGAAGAAAAGGAACAAAUUAGAAAUACCGUCCAACAAGGCAUUAUGAAUAAAAGUCGAAAACUUUUCCAGGAAUUAGACGAGUUGGGGAUCGAUUAUAGCAAUGAAAACAGUGACACCCACUCAGUUUUGGGUAUCAGUGUCGACGAUAAGAUACUAGUGGAUUACAAGAAAGAACUAAACGAUAAACAAAGCCUGUACGCUUCGCAGCUGCAAGAACUGAUAUCGGUUCUCAAGGAGAUUAUCGAGCUAAAAUUGAAAACGUUACCCGAAUCGACGAAUAAGAAAAUUCAUGCUUGUGAAGUUCAGUUGCAGUUAUUUCAAUUGCAGUCCCAGGUGAUGGACGCAAAGACUAGAGUCGAUAUUUUUACAGAGACUAGCCAGUCCAUGGAGGCGUAUCGACAACUAUUAAAGGACAUUUACAAGCAGCAAGAAGACUGCAAACGAGAAAUUCAGCAGUUACGGGAAUUGAAGGAGCGUUAUGAACAGGUGUCUUGUAAGCAGUAUAACGAAUUAUUGCAAAGUUAUAUAAAAUACAAAACGAUUAUUGAAAGCAAAAAAAACUUCCUUAAUCGUUUAAGUGAAAAGUAGUAUUAGUUGCGUGAUACAAAAAUAGACAGUAUUGAAACUUGCAAUAUGAUUUUAAGUUAUAAUCAACGAUUCUUGUUUGCCUUACAUUGCGAAUCAUGUUUUUGAGAUUGCCUAAAAGGUUUAAGUACAUUGUUAUUGAUAACAAAAAGCUGCUUAAACGUUGUUAUAAUAUAGUUAUAAUUAUGUAUUUUAUUAACUUUGAAUAGUAUAAAUAUAUUGUGCUGUAUAUGUUUGCCCAGUUUUAGAAGAAAGACGAAUUCAUAAAAUAUAUGCGGAACAUUUAUAAAUAGUGUGAAAUGUGGAUUUAUUAAGAGAUAAAUAAUUUGUAUAAAUGAAAUCGUUUUAAAGAAAACCAACACACUUAUCGUGUUUAAUAUUGUUAGAUGUUCUAACACAAGACUACUUCAAAAAUAAACAGAUUGAAACCUCA
Messenger RNA from Photinus pyralis (common eastern firefly), 1422 nucleotides. RefSeq lists its product as uncharacterized. Bases 105 to 992 code for a protein of 295 amino acids. The record is from RefSeq and is a predicted model, not a curated record. NCBI's taxonomy places the organism in Eukaryota, Metazoa, Arthropoda, Insecta, Coleoptera, Lampyridae. The transcript has a single exon.